CCUGUUCUCUUUGUGAGAAUUUUCAAGCUGCUGGAAUGAACGAUAGUCGGAUACUUGCGAAGAAGCUUAAUGACCAACGGAGAAACCCAUAAAAUUUAGGCAAUAGGGGCCAUACAAUUUAAAAGAAAUAGAGAGAUAGUUGCUAGAAUGUUCUAGAAUGGUCAUGUGAUGUCACGAGACCAGUUAUGUCGCACUUUUGAAAAAAUACUCUGACGUACGUCUUUGGGUUUUUUUUUAACGAUUUCUAAGGUCGGGUGCUUAAUACAAUUUAUCUUAGUAGCUUUGUUUGCAUCCCGAGAGACUGACUGGUAAUAAAAAUGCUUUCAACUGUGUUCACGUUUGCUUACAAUCGCGCUUAUUUUCCUCUCAAACGAGAAGAAAAAGAGAACCGGGGCACGUGAAGGGUAUUGACCAAUCGGAGGCCGAGCUCCGAGCAGAAGGGUAUAAAUAGCGGGCAUGUUGCCGUGAGAGACGUCCGCCAUUGAAGACUGGCGUUUGGGGGAAAAAAGCGAAUUAUUUGUUUUUAGACGUUUAUUUCAAAAACAUUUAAGUAACAAAAAUUGUAUCCGGACGAAACAGUCGUUCAGGAGCCUGCAUUUGGUCAUCUUUUCCAGCAGAACUUCUUCGGCACUGUUAAAAACAUUCGUUGUUGUGCCAGUGACGGAAAGGUAGAUGACUACCUACUGGGUGAAUCUCCUGGCGAUGGCGUGAAGUAGAUGCCCAUCUAAAAUGUUUCGGCUAAAAGAAGAAGAAAAAAAAGUUGGCACAGGCAGAAGAUGUGUAAUGAAUGCUGAACUGGCCAGACACAGCUUCAGAACAUCUCUCUCCACACGCCUGUCUUUGGAGCAGAACCGACCAUGUCACAGCCGGUGCUCAGCAUGAACAGGAACCCCCCUCCCCCCGAGUACAAGAACCAUAAAAAACCAGGGCGUCUCACCAACCAGCUCCAGUACCUGGAGAAAGUGGUGGUCAAAGCCCUGUGGAGGCAUCAGUUCUCCUGGCCCUUCAGGCACCCUGUGGAUGCUGUUCAGCUCAACCUGCCUGAUUAUUAUACAAUAAUCAAAAACCCAAUGGACUUGAACACCAUCAAAAGACGUCUUGAAAAUAAUUACUAUUGGAAAGCUAUGGAAUGUGUUGAAGACUUCAACACAAUGUUUACAAAUUGUUAUGUAUACAAUAGGCCAGGAGAUGAUAUAGUUUUGAUGGCCCAAGCUCUUGAGAAGUUGUUUCUUGAAAAAGUAUCUGAAAUGCCACAGGAUGAGUGUGAGAUCACAGCAGUUACCAAUAAGGCGCCUCUGAAAGGACGGAGGAUGUCUGCUACAGGACUGGGGAAAAUGCGACCUCAGUCUCCUAUGUCUGAGGUUGUGUUUCAACAGACAGUGACGGUCAUCCCUCCUGAAGCACUGCACACCAUCUCAUCUGCACCCCUGUCUGCUCAGCUUGAAGCCAAAUUAAAAAAGGGCGUGAAAAGAAAAGCAGACACCACAACCCCCAUGGCCCCCAUCAUUACCAGCAGUGAGUCAUCCCCCUGCAUCUCAGAACCAAAGGUUCUGAAGUUGUAUUCACGGAGGGGCAGCGGACGACCCAUCAAACCACCACGUAAAGACCUACCUGAGUCGCCACAACAGCACCAGGUGGGCCGCAGGGCCAAGCUCUCUGAAAGGCUUAGAUACUGUAGUGGCAUCUUGAAGGAGAUGUUCGCCAAGAGGCACUCUGCCUAUGCCUGGCCCUUCUACGAGCCCGUGGACGCUGUGGCGCUCGGCCUGCAUGACUAUCAUGAUAUCAUCCAUCAGCCCAUGGAUUUGGGCACCAUUAAAAAAAAGAUGGACAAUCGUGAAUACACAGACGCCUUGCAGUUUGUUGCAGAUGUUCGUCUUAUGUUCUCAAACUGUUACAAGUACAACCCACCGAAUCACGAGGUUGUGGCUAUGGCCAGAAAACUCCAGGAGGUUUUUGAGUCCCGCUUUGCUAAGAUUCCAGAUGAGCCGAAACCUUUGACUCCUGGUCAGCACCUUGUGCCCAAAAAGGGGAAAAAUGAGCGAACAGAAAGUCAGUCGAGCUCAGCGAGCAGUGACUCUGAAUCUUUGUCAGAAAGCUCAUCUGACUCUGAGGAAGAUGAAGAAAAGAGAGCACAAAGACUCUCUGUUCUGGAGGAGCAGCUGAAGGCAGUGCGGGAGCAGCUACAAUUACUGACUCAAACACCUUUGCUGAAGCAAAAGAAGAAGGAGAAGUCAAAGAAGGAGAAAAGAAAAAAAGAAAAGCGAAAGGGUGGUGAAGUGCGUAAAACAGCUCCUCCAGAGAAGGUGCACAAAAGGAGAAGUAGCAGCAAGUCAACAGGGAGAAAUAUAGAGAGCAAAGGGUACGAGUCUGAAGAAGAAGCGCUUGCACUGCCAAUGUCCUAUGAGGAGAAACGGCGUUUGAGUCUGGACAUCAACAAGCUGCCUGGAGACAAACUAGGCAAAGUGGUGAAUAUCAUCAAGGCCAGAGAACCUAUGCUUAGAGACACCGAUCCCGAAGAGAUUGAGAUUGACUUUGAGGCACUCAAACCAACUACCCUCCGAGCUCUUGAGAUGUUUGUCAUAACCUGCCUCAGGAAAAAGCCUGUGGGGCCUGGCCAGAAAAAUCCCCAAAAACCCAAAGGUGAAAAGACGAAGGAGGCAGAGAAACAGAAUGUAAGUGAAGAGCCAAAAUCAACAAAGAGGACCAAGGCAAAGAGUGAAUUGAUGGCCACAGAGCCCAAGGAGUUAGCGCUCUCUUCCCGCCUUAGUGGGAGCAGCAGUUCUUCCUCCAGUUCUGACAGCAGUAGUUCUGACUCUAGUUCUUCUGAUAGCAGUGACUCUGACUCAGAGCAGAAACCUAAGAAGAAAAACAAAGCCCACGGUCAUGGCACCAAAAUUAAAAACAAGGCGUUGAAGGAGAGCAUUGCCCUUGAGAUGAAGGAGUCCUCCAAAGACCUGUCAGCCCAGGCCACCAAGCCACCUGCUGAGGAGGCCAAAGCGCCGCCAGCCCUGCACAGCCAGCUGCCUCCUCAGCCUUCCAGACCCAGUGCCAAAGCCACUCCUCUAGUUCGAAAGACCUGGAUGACCCCCUUAAUUCUGCCCUCUGAGCAGAGCCCCUCACCUCCCACUGCCCUUCCUUCCGCAGACAUCUCCAGCACCUUUAUCCCCUCACCACAUAACCCCGUAACUGUGCUACCCAAACAGUCUCCCCCCACAUCCUGCUCACAUCCACCUGCUUCAUCCAGUUGGCCUAAGAAUCUGCCAAGUUCCUGCACUGCCCACAGUUCCCCAGCAUCUGCUCCCACAGACUCUACAUGCCCCAUCCCAACUGCUGCCACCGUUAAUCCUCUGCUUAAGGCUCAGCAAAAAGGGUUCCCUGCUCUCCUUUCUCCACUAUCCUCUCCUCCUGGCUUGCCCUCCUCAAACUCUGCAUCUGUGGCAAGACACCAGCCCAUCACCAGGCAUGAGCAGUGUCCCAGUUUGACCACCCCAUUGGCACAUGUGAGGGAAGACAGGGGGGACCCAGGUGUAGUGGGAGAGUCCUUAGUUCAGCUGCACACAAUGCCUGGGACUAAACCCACAGAAGAUGGUGAACUACACAAAUCAAGCCAAGACCACAAGCCCAGCAUUGCUAAAACGGAAAUAGUUCUGAAGCAUGCAGACUCCUGGACAAGCCUGGGCAAGAUGGCCGCUCUGGCACCUGCUACCAUUCGGUCAUCCAAGGAGAGUUUUCAACAAUUCCGCAAAGCUGCGAUGGAGAAGGAGGAGCGAGAAAGGGCACGUAAACUCCAGCUAGAGGCUGGCAGAGAGAAGAACGGCUCAGACAAAAGCAGCCUGACACAGCAACUUUCUAAAGCCAAACCAGAGAUCCAGGCCUCUAGGACAGAGUUGGAGUCUGCAGAGCUUCCCAUUAUGGCAGCAAUCUUGGACCAACCUAAAACGCCAGAACCUUCGACUCCUACUCAGUGCUCCAUGGACCGUGAAAGAGAGAUGGCUCGCAAGAGAGAGCAGGAGAGACGCAGACGGGAAGCUAUGGCUGGAACCAUCGACAUGACGAUGCAGCAUGACAUCAUGGCCACCUUUGAGAAGAACCUCGACUGAAAUGACCGCUGAACAAAUAUAUAAAUAAAAGAAAACAUUUAUUUAAAUUCAUGCUACCUUUCUGUGAAAAGAGUAGCUGGUCUCCUCCGCUUCCUGACAAGUGCCACGAGUCCUGGUGACUGAAACGGGUUCUAGCAUCUCACUAACGUGUAAAUUUCUCUAUUUACUUUAGCACAUUUAUACUGAAGUGGCUGUAGUAAAGAUAUAAGAAGCUGAUACUGUAUAGUGUACAAUGUAAAUGGAGCAUGCCAUGUAAUGGGCUGCUUGUGUUAUUGAAUUGAUAUAAUAAUUAAUAAUAUUGGUAUUUGGAUGGUUUGCUUAAUUUCCAAUAUUGAAGUACACGUGUCACUUGAUCCUUUUGUGAAGGGAAGUAACCAAACUAAAAUGGUGAUUGCACAUCAAACACGGAGUAUGAUUUCAUUUGCAUUCUGUUUUUCCCCUUUAUUUAUUUAUUUUUUAUUUUUUUACUGAACGUGUUGUCCAUUCUUGCAUUCGUACUCAACACGUCUUCUUGCACUGAUUUUUGAUGAGUAGGUCUAUAAUGCAGCGGGUUAGAAAUACACAAUAUGUGCUUUGAUAUGUAUAUUUGUGAAGUUUUCCAAACUGUAUAGCUGCAACGUGGUGUUCAGUCUGCAUCUGCUCAGUUAUUUUUUUGGUCAUGUGUCUCUACAGCCCUUAGUAUUUUACAUUAGUAAGAUUGCCAUAAGCCCUACACAUUGCAGUUAUAUUCUUGGCAGCAUCUACUGAUUUCCUAAAUGUGGCAUGAACUCUGAAGGGAUGUAAACUGUGAUUUGUAAUUGCAAUAUGAACAAUGUACAAAAAACAAAAAAAACAACUUUGUGGUGGUAAUUGCAAAACUUAAAAUCUGUUGCAUUUUAACAAUUCAUACAUUUGUCAUCUUAGGCAGUAAAGUAACUUCAUGUUCGAUUGAAAUAAUCAGUAUUUUGUCUGUAGUUGAAGUAAUAUGCAUAUGAGUAAUAUAAUUGUACUUCAUUCUGUGACAAAACAAUAUAUUUUUGAUUACUGAGGAUUGUUUAAGCGAAUUAUAACGCCAAUGUGCCAUUCCAUUUAACUUCUCGAAGAUAUCCAGAAAAAACCUAGUGUUGCUUUAACUGUUGAGGCAUUUGAAAACUCACUGUUGAUUCAGUACCAGUCAGGGGUUGAGUUUUGUGCUCAGUGUUUAUUCGAAGUCUUGCUGUUUGUACAGAGAUGGAAAAUGCAACAUUUUGUUUCUUUCACCCCGAUGCUCGUGGCCGUGCUUCCUCAGUCGACUUCCUUCUGUCCAUCACUCAAGCACUUUAUUCAGCAUCCUGGCAAAAUGGAAGUGAAGGACAUGGGGUUGUUUCACAGUGACCAUAUUCCAGUUUAAAAAAAAAAAACUCACAUUAAAUAAAAAACUAUUUUCAUUUAAA
This is a messenger RNA of Hemibagrus wyckioides, 5512 nucleotides long. It is a transcript of the gene brdt, whose product is annotated as bromodomain, testis-specific. The transcript is spliced from 22 exons. Gene Ontology annotation, biological process: chromatin remodeling; positive regulation of transcription elongation by RNA polymerase II. Gene Ontology annotation, cellular component: chromatin; nucleus. The record is from RefSeq and is a predicted model, not a curated record. The coding region runs from base 858 to 4100 and encodes 1080 amino acids. NCBI's taxonomy places the organism in Eukaryota, Metazoa, Chordata, Actinopteri, Siluriformes, Bagridae.